AUGCAAUUGCUAAAUCAUAAUCAACGACCCUGUGAAACUUUUAGUUUUGGCUUUGCCAUCAUUAUUCUUGUUAGUUUUCUUUUUGAAAACACAUUUGCUGAAUAUGAUUGUUCAGCAAAAGAAGAUGGUUGGUAUUAUGAUCCCGAAUUUUGCCAUAUCUAUUGGCGAUGUAUACAUGGAACAUCAGAAGAAUUUGAAUGUGCUAGUGGUACAGCAUGGGAUCAUCAUGAAAAUCGUUGUAAUUGGCUUGAUAGUGUUGAUUGUUCACGUGCCGAAAAAACAACAGCAAAAUCCAUGUCUGACUAUGAUGAUGAACAAGAAAUUGUAGACGAAGAUAGUAAUAAUAAUAAUGAAGAAGAUGAUGAACAACCUAUUGUUGUUGUUAAAAAAACAAAAAAGAAAAAGAAGAAACAUCGAAAAAUAGAAUCAAAUAAAAGAAAACUUGAUGGUGAUAAUAAUGAAGAAAUUGAUGGCAAAGAUCGUGAGAUUCUUUUUUCAUCAUCUUAUGGAAAACUUUUUCUUCUAAUUAUUUCUCAAACAAGUUCGUCUAAUGAUUUUCUUUGUGCUGGACGUGAUGGAUUUUUUGCUGAUCCUGAAUAUUGCACGAGAUAUUAUCGAUGUUCGCAUGGAAUUGAUGAAGUUUUUGAAUGUCCAAGAGGUACUGCAUGGGAUGAAAUAACGAAAUCAUGUGCAUGGGUUGAUCAAGUUAAUUGUGAUCAAAAGAUAUUAGGUUAUUCAACAAAUACAACAACAUCAUCACGUAAAAAAUCUGAUACUGAAUCUGUUUUAUCUGACUCCAACGUAGCAUUAGCUGUAUCAUCAACAAAUGGAAAAGAUAAUAGUGGAAGUUCAUCAACUGCUGUUGAAUGUCAACCAACUGGAAUUUAUUCAAUACCUGAUCCAUCUGAAUGUAAUGCUUAUUAUCAAUGUGAAAAAGGUACACGAACAAGAUUAAAUUGUCCUGAAAGAAAAUUAUUUGAUAUUGAAAAACGUGAAUGUAAUGAAUAUGAACGAGUUUUUUGUGGAACAAGAGCAGCUAAUCUAGCUGAUAAAAAUCAAUGUAUCAAUAAACGUGAUGGUAUUCAUCCAGAUACAGAACGUGAUUGUCAUUUUUAUUAUCAAUGUGUAUCACAAAAUAAAAUGCGUGAAGCUAAAUGUCCAAGUGAUCAAAAAUUUAGUAGUUAUACAGGAAGAUGUGGUCCAGCAAGUAAUGCUCCAAUGCCAUGUGGUUCAUUUGUUCCUGGAAGUACUGCAAUAAAAAAUCAUCAGAAUAUUGGAAGUUUCAUUCAAAUAUUUUUGACGAUGAUUUUCUUCAUUAUAGUUUAUUUCCAAUGA
Molecule: messenger RNA, 1335 nt
Organism: Rotaria sordida
Lineage: Eukaryota; Metazoa; Rotifera; Eurotatoria; Philodinida; Philodinidae
Source: the annotation of a GenBank genome assembly